CCCUUUCUUUCUUCUCUUUUUGCCUCCGUCCUUUUUCUCCGGUGUGCGCGCGCGCGGGUUGCACGGUUUGCUUUGGCAGGAGCUCGCUCGUGUGUGCGCGUGUGUGUGUGCGUGUCUGGAGAGCACCAGAGCCUUGCUCGCUCUCGGGGAGUCGAAGAAGAGAAAGAACCGAAGAGGCGGCGGCGGCGCGGAGCCCGGGGCCGCGCGAUGAAGCUCCCACAUGCCCGCAGCUACCCGGCCCGGCCGGCGAGCUAGGCAGCCACCCCCCGGGCUCGGGGCUCCGCGGCCCCCGGGACGCAGCCCUCCGCGGCCCGGCGCCCGCGCCCCCCGCGCGCCCCCGCUGUGCACUGGGGAAGGAGUUUGCGUGGCCCUCGCUCCGGCUCCCGGCGCAGGUUGCGGGCGCGAGAGGAGAGCCUCGGCGGGGAGAGAAGCUCGGGCGGAGAAGGAGGAGGGUUUGGUGGAGAAGAAGCCACUCCUGGCCCUCGCGGCUCCCCCUACCUAUUCCAUCGCUCCCGCUCCCAGGCGGAAAGGGGAGGACGGAGAAGAAGAAAAAGAAAGAGAAGGGGGUGGGGUGGGAGAACUGGAUAUAAAGAUCGGCUGGGGGGAUGGAUGGUGGAAGAUUUUUGGUCUCUUCAGCAGCGUCUUGCCUUAAGCGGCGGCAGCAGCAGCAGCAGCAGCAGGAGAAGCAGCCCCAGCUAUGACUGCCGCAUGUUAAUAGCUGCCGCUUGGGUCCUUCGGCUGCUGCUGGAGACAGAGCCUGACUCCGAAGUUGUGGAACUGUGGACUGCGAGAGACAUUUGAACCCUCCUCUCUCUUUGCUCCGUUUUUACCCUCUUGGUGUGUGUGAAGCGAGGAAACGUGAAGGAAGACAAGCAUUUGGAUGUUUUUGUUUUUCCUUCCCCUUUCUCCCUGGCUGUGUAGCAGAAGAAAGGGGGAAGGAAAGACUUUUUGUUGGUGUCUCCGUGGCUGGGGUCUCCACCCUCCUGCUGCCUUCUCUGCGCUGUGGUUAUUAUUCUUUACCGCGUGUGGCGGGGGUGUCUUCGCUGGGACCGGCCGGUCUUUUGCCCCGGGCUCCAUGGCUGGAUUGUGGAAGCUGCACCCGGCUGCAGGUUGUUGAACAACUGAUGGGACGAUCUCAGGGACCGGCGGUUGCGAAAGCAAUGUUCAAAUGUCCAGUAAAUUGGAGGAAAAAAAACAUGGACUUUUAGCAACUGAAGAGCAAAUUAAGGAACUUCCAAACUGCUUUGCAAAGUGGCUGCUGCAUUUUACAUUCCCACCAGAAAUGUACGUGUUCCAAUUACACCAUAUCCUUGCCAAAAGCUUUUGCUGUUAGUCCUGUCUUUCGUGAAGCUGGAUAUCCAGUGGGAGUUUCACACCUUACAUUACAAGUGGCUGGCAUAACGAGAAUGAAUGGCAGACUGAACCAGGGAAAAAAGGGCACCUAACUUCUCUACUUGAGUCAUUGACUAUCAACACCACCACCCUUUUGUACGGACAGAGCUCCGCAUUUCUCAGGAUUCAGAAUUGGGAUACUGGUGUUUCUGUUUUUGAGGAAUAUUUCUUUUUGAGUUUUUUUUUUUAAUCAUCAGUCUUGGAAUACAGAAGAGGAACUAGAAAGACACUAUUUUGUUUCACGUUUGGAGCUCUCACUCCUGAGGCACUCUCAUGCCCGAGUACACAGCCAUGUGGCCAUCACAGCUACUAAUCUUCAUGAUGCUCGUAGCACCAAUAGUUCAUGGUGGCAAGCACAAUGAGCGACAUCCAGCCCUCGCUGCUCCACUGCGACAUGCUGAGCGCAGCCCAGGAGGCGCUCUGCCACCCCGACAUCUCCUUCAGCAGCCAGCUGCAGAGCGCGCCACUGCUCAUCGCGGACCAGGGCCCCGUGGAGCUACCAGAGGAGUUCGUGGUCCAGGUUCCCAAGGAGCCCAGAGUGCAGCCCAAGCUUUCAGCCGUGCCCCAAUUCCGAUGGCUGUGGUCCGCAGAGAACUCUCCUGUGAGAGCUACCCUAUAGAACUCCGCUGUCCAGGAACAGAUGUCAUCAUGAUUGAAAGUGCCAACUAUGGGAGGACUGAUGACAAAAUUUGUGACUCUGACCCUGCUCAGAUGGAGAAUAUACGAUGCUAUCUGCCAGAUGCCUAUAAGAUUAUGUCUCAAAGGUGCAAUAACAGAACCCAGUGUGCAGUGGUGGCAGGUCCUGAUGUUUUUCCAGACCCGUGUCCGGGAACCUAUAAAUACCUUGAAGUGCAGUAUGAAUGUGUCCCUUACAAAGUGGAACAAAAAGUUUUUCUUUGUCCUGGACUACUAAAAGGAGUAUACCAGAGUGAACAUUUGUUUGAGUCCGACCACCAAUCUGGGGCAUGGUGCAAAGACCCUCUGCAGGCUUCUGACAAGAUUUAUUAUAUGCCCUGGACCCCCUACAGAACUGAUACCCUGACCGAAUACUCAUCCAAGGAUGACUUCAUUGCUGGAAGGCCAACUACAACCUACAAGCUCCCUCACAGGGUGGAUGGCACAGGAUUUGUAGUGUAUGAUGGAGCUUUGUUCUUCAACAAAGAGCGCACCAGGAACAUAGUAAAGUUUGAUUUGCGGACUAGGAUAAAGAGUGGAGAGGCUAUCAUAGCAAAUGCCAAUUACCAUGAUACCUCCCCUUACCGAUGGGGAGGCAAAUCUGACAUAGACCUGGCAGUGGAUGAGAAUGGGCUAUGGGUAAUCUAUGCAACAGAACAAAACAAUGGUAAAAUUGUCAUUAGUCAAUUGAACCCUUACACCCUACGGAUUGAAGGGACUUGGGAUACUGCAUAUGAUAAAAGGUCAGCUUCCAACGCAUUUAUGAUUUGUGGGAUUCUGUAUGUGGUCAAGUCUGUAUAUGAGGAUGAUGACAAUGAGGCCACAGGGAAUAAGAUUGACUACAUUUACAACACUGACCAAAGUAAGGAUAGUUUGGUGGAUGUACCCUUCCCCAAUUCAUACCAGUACAUAGCAGCUGUGGAUUACAACCCCAGGGACAACCUUCUUUACGUGUGGAAUAACUAUCACGUCGUGAAAUAUUCUUUGGAUUUUGGACCUCUGGAUAGUAGAUCAGGGCAGGCACAUCAUGGACAGGUGUCCUACAUUUCUCCACCAAUUCACCUUGACUCUGAGCUAGAAAGACCCCCUGUCAGAGAAAUCUCUACCGCAGGACCUCUUGGCAUGGGAAGCACCACCACCAGUACCACCCUGAGGACCACAACUUGGAGCCAGGGCAGGAGUACCACCCCAUCAGUGUCAGGAAGAAGAAACCGGAGUACCAGCACCCCAUCUCCAGCUGUCGAGGUGCUUGACGACAUUACCACACACCUUCCAUCAGCAUCGUCCCAAAUCCCAGCUCAGGAAGAGAGCUGUGAGGCUGUGGAAGCCCGAGAAAUCAUGUGGUUUAAGACCCGUCAAGGACAGGUGGCAAAGCAGCCGUGCCCUGCAGGAACUAUAGGAGUAUCAACUUAUCUAUGCCUGGCUCCUGAUGGAAUCUGGGAUCCCCAAGGACCAGAUCUUAGCAACUGUUCUUCUCCUUGGGUCAACCACAUAACACAGAAGUUGAAAUCUGGAGAGACAGCUGCCAACAUCGCGAGAGAGCUGGCUGAACAGACAAGAAAUCAUUUGAAUGCUGGAGAUAUCACCUACUCAGUCCGUGCCAUGGAUCAGCUGGUAGGCCUCCUAGAUGUACAACUCCGGAACUUGACCCCAGGUGGAAAAGAUAGUGCCGCACGCAGUUUGAACAAGCUUCAGAAAAGAGAGCGCUCUUGCAGAGCCUAUGUCCAGGCAAUGGUCGAGACAGUUAACAACCUCCUCCAGCCACAAGCCUUGAAUGCAUGGAGAGACCUGACUACAAGUGAUCAACUACGUGCAGCCACCAUGUUGCUUGACACUGUGGAAGAAAGUGCUUUUGUGCUGGCUGAUAACCUUUUGAAGACUGACAUUGUCAGGGAGAACACAGACAAUAUUCAAUUGGAAGUUGCAAGGCUGAGCACAGAAGGAAACUUAGAAGAUCUAAAAUUUCCAGAAAACAUGGGUCAUGGAAGUACUAUCCAACUUUCUGCAAAUACUUUAAAACAAAAUGGUCGGAAUGGAGAGAUCAGAGUGGCCUUUGUCCUUUAUAACAACUUGGGUCCUUAUUUGUCCACGGAGAAUGCCAGCAUGAAGUUGGGAACAGAGGCCAUGUCCACCAAUCAUUCUGUUAUUGUCAAUUCCCCUGUUAUUACAGCAGCAAUAAACAAGGAGUUUAGUAAUAAGGUUUAUUUGGCUGAUCCUGUGGUGUUCACUGUUAAACAUAUUAAGCAGUCCGAGGAAAAUUUCAACCCUAACUGUUCGUUUUGGAGCUAUUCCAAACGCACAAUGACAGGUUAUUGGUCAACACAAGGCUGUCGGCUCCUGACAACGAAUAAGACGCACACUACAUGCUCUUGUAAUCACCUAACCAAUUUUGCAGUGCUGAUGGCACAUGUGGAAGUUAAGCACAGUGAUGCGGUCCAUGACCUUCUUCUGGAUGUGAUCACAUGGGUUGGAAUUUUGCUGUCCCUUGUUUGUCUCCUGAUUUGCAUCUUCACAUUUUGCUUUUUCCGUGGGCUCCAGAGUGACCGUAAUACCAUCCACAAGAACCUCUGCAUCAGCCUCUUUGUAGCAGAACUGCUCUUCCUGAUAGGGAUCAACCGAACGGACCAACCAAUUGCCUGUGCGGUUUUUGCUGCACUCUUACAUUUCUUCUUCCUGGCUGCCUUCACCUGGAUGUUCCUGGAGGGCGUGCAGCUCUAUAUCAUGCUGGUGGAGGUUUUUGAGAGUGAACAUUCCCGCAGGAAAUAUUUUUACCUGGUUGGCUAUGGGAUGCCUGCGCUCAUUGUGGCUGUGUCAGCCGCAGUAGACUACAGGAGUUAUGGAACAGAUAAAGUAUGUUGGCUCCGACUUGACACCUACUUCAUUUGGAGUUUUAUAGGACCAGCGACCUUGAUAAUUAUGCUUAAUGUCAUCUUCCUUGGGAUUGCUUUAUAUAAAAUGUUUCAUCAUACUGCCAUUCUGAAACCUGAAUCGGGCUGUCUUGAUAAUAUCAACUAUGAGGAUAACAGACCCUUCAUCAAGUCAUGGGUUAUAGGUGCAAUAGCUCUUCUCUGCCUGUUAGGAUUGACCUGGGCCUUUGGACUCAUGUAUAUUAAUGAAAGCACAGUCAUCAUGGCGUAUCUCUUCACCAUUUUCAAUUCUCUACAGGGAAUGUUUAUAUUCAUUUUCCAUUGUGUCCUACAAAAGAAGGUACGAAAAGAGUAUGGGAAAUGCCUGCGAACGCAUUGUUGUAGUGGCAAAAGUACAGAGAGUUCCAUUGGCUCAGGGAAAACAUCUGGUUCUCGAACUCCUGGACGCUACUCCACAGGCUCACAGAGCCGAAUUCGUAGAAUGUGGAAUGACACAGUCCGAAAGCAGUCAGAGUCUUCCUUCAUUACUGGAGAUAUAAACAGUUCGGCGUCACUCAACAGAGGAGCCAUGGCUAAUCAUCUUAUAAGCAAUGCUCUGCUUCGUCCGCAUGGUACUAACAAUCCCUAUAAUACAUUGCUUGGGGAACCGGCGGUCUGUAACAACCCUUCUGUCAGCAUGUACAACGCACAAGAGCCCUACAGAGAGACAAAGGGGCUUCUGAACAAUGCCAGGGAUACAAGUGUCAUGGAUACUCUACCACUGAAUGGUAACCAUGGCAAUAGUUACAGCAUUGCCAGCGGCGAAUACCUGAGCAACUGUGUGCAAAUCAUAGACCGUGGCUAUAACCAUAACGAGACCGCCCUAGAGAAAAAGAUUCUGAAGGAACUCACUUCCAACUAUAUCCCUUCUUACCUGAACAACCACGAGCGCUCCAGCGAACAAAACAGGAAUCUGAUGAACAAGCUGGUGAAUAACCUCGGCGGUGGGAGUGAAGAUGAUGCCAUUGUCCUGGAUGACGCCACCUCCUUUAACCACGAGGAGAGUUUGGGCCUGGAACUCAUUCAUGAGGAAUCUGAUGCUCCUUUGCUACCCCCAAGAGUUUACUCCGCAGAGAACCACCAGCCACACCAUUACACCAGAAGGCGGAUCCCCCAAGACCACAGUGAGAGCUUUUUCCCUUUGCUAACCAACGAGCACACAGAAGAUCUCCAGUCACCCCAUAGGGACUCUCUCUACACCAGCAUGCCGGCACUGGCUGGUGUGCCCACCGCAGAGAGCGUUACCACCAGCACCCAGACCGAACCCCCACCGGCCAAAUGUGGUGAUGCCGAAGAUGUUUACUACAAAAGCAUGCCAAACCUAGGCUCCAGAAACCACGUCCAUCAGCUGCACACCUACUACCAGCUAGGUCGCGGCAGCAGUGAUGGAUUUAUAGUUCCUCCAAACAAAGAUGGGACCCCUCCAGAGGGAAGUGCAAAAGGACCUGCUCAUUUGGUCACUAGUCUAUAGAAGAUGACAGAAAUUUAAGCAAACAAAACUGCUAACACCUGGUUGACUGUUCGAGUUGAUAUAAACAGUGGUAAUAAUGUGUGUACUCCUAAAUCUUUAUGCUGUUCUUGAAAGACAAACAAAAACUCUGACUUCUUUUUUUUUUUUUUUAACUGGGAUUUUUAGGUCAGCCCAGGGAAGAAAGAUAACUGGCGAAAUCCCCCUGUGCCCUAUCCUUUCCUGCCCUUUUCCCCCCUCAGAUGGAGACUUCAUUAUGUUAAUGAACGAGUUAUGAAGAAAAUGGCGCUCAUUGUGGCCUUGUUGAAUUAUGUUGUGUUUGUUCUAACAUCUCUGAUGCUCUGUUACUAUAAUUACAAGGACCUGCUUUUUAAAAGGCCAGAAGAGUUGUUUGAACUUAGUAACCAUGCUGCAUAUAGAUCGGAGUGCUGCACAAACAAACAUAAAGGCAAAAGCAAAACUGUAUCACGUAGCGGUUUUUAGUCACUCAUGACCUGAAUUCACCACAGCGGGAGUAGCUGUGGAACACAAAAUCAAACAACAAAAUUAAUAAUGAAAUGGAGGGGAAUUCUAGAAUUAUAUGCUAAAUGCAUAUUUUAUGAUUUGCUGUAUUAACUGAUGAUAAAACUAAUGGCAAAAGAAAAAUCGAACAAUUUCUAUGUAAUGUACAGAUACUAGCAUUGCACAUAUAGUCUGCUUUCUGUUCCUCCAGAAUUUGAGUCCUGUUAAUGUAGUGGAAAAAAAAGAAGUUUUCUUUUUCUUUCGUGCUGGUCUUGCAAGUUUGCCUACCAGUAAGAGAGCGAAGUUAUCCUCCUUUCUUCUUUCUUCCUUCAUUUUCUUUUCUUUUUCUUUCUUUUUUUCCUUUAAAAUUUCACCUGGCAAAAAAAAUAAAUAAAUAAAUAAAGGAAACUAUCACUUUAUAAGAAUCAUUUUCUAGUAAUGCAAACAAAUUAUUUUUUGCAAAAAAAAAUAAAAUAAAGAAAAUUAGACUUCCUUCCCUCACUAUAUAUCUUUAUUCAGUCAAAAAUAUUUCCAAGAGCAUUUUUGCAAAUUAGAGCAGGACGAGCUUUUAUGUUUACAGCGUGCAUCUGUUGUAAUGCAAAGCAUAUUUGGCAAGCAGUUAAUCACCAGGAGAGUAGCUAUGAUUCCAGAAGUCAAGAGGUGUCAAUAGAGCUAGCGGGGCUUCUGCAUGUGAAAAACCGUAUCCUAUAGGCGUUAAAGUGCUGAAUGCUCAGUCUGACCCCCAAGUGGGCACCUGCACUACCAGUUUUUAAAGGAAAUUCACUCCCUCGUAGUAAAAAUUGAAAGGUCAAGUUAUUUUGAAGUGAUUUUUUAAAAAAAAUUCUUCUGUUUAUUAACAGGAAAAUUUAUUUAUUUGACAGGAUUUUAAGUAAUGUAGGAAUACAAGAGGUAAAUUAGCAGCACAUAUGAUUUUUUUUUUAAAUUUAUGAUCCAUUUUGUAUGGUCUCAAAGUUGGAUGACCUCAUUACUAAUAUUUGUUGUAAAAGUGAAACUUGUUUGCCAACCAAUAAACAACUGAUUGAGAUUUAGAAGAUAUUGUAUUGAUGUAUGUACUAUAUGAUUAAUUAUUCUCUUCAUUUUUCUCGCCUUUCUUUCCUUCUAUUUUAAAUAUAUAAACUUUGCUAAUCCUCUGUGGCCCAAAUGAGCCUUGCAAAAGAAAUAAACCUGCCUAGAUGGAUAACCUAAGCACAAAAUUAUACAAUUUUUGCAGGCGAAGUAAACCAGAAAAAUGGGAUGGGCAUGUUUAUGUUGGCUGAAAUAAGAUGCAUUAACUUACUUUCAAGCAGGUUAAUAUAUUGGUUACUAUGUAGGUUAUUUACAAACCAGCGGCAGUCACUAAGCUUAUUAUAAAAGCCGGCUUCAAUCAGAGAUUUAAGCAUUGAAUUUGGGGGGAGGGGUCGAAUCCUACUUUUUCCUUCCUCGUAUGCUUCAUUUAAAUUCACUCAAUUAGCUAAAAGCCACAGGAACAAUGACAAAGAGCAUAUCCAUUUUAGAAAGAUAGUGGAAGACAUUUUUAUGCUAAUUUUUUCUUAUUCUAUAUAUGGAGAAAAUGGGAGGGGGAAAAAAGCCCUUUCAAAGAAACUUUCUAGAUCUCCGAUUACUGAAGAAUUUUUAGCAGCACUGUCCAAGCGUGGAGACCCUCUGAGGGCAAAGCCAGAAUGAAUUUGCCAAAUCAGAAUUUCUCCUGUAGUAUGUGAUACAUUGGUGAUUUCUUUUUCUUUUUUUUCUCCAAAACUCUAAACACCACCCACCUAUAAAGGAGUAGUUUGGAGAAUAGCCAGUAAUCUAUAUAUAGUUUAAAAAUAUGACAAGAGAAAAAAUUGGGUGCUGGGCCAAAGUGCAUCAUAACCUUAAUAUCCCCUCAAAAUACCUUACGCAUCAUUCCUUUUUAAUCACUUAACAUGACUAUUUUUUUAAAUCUAAAGAUUUUCUUUAAGCUGGAGGAGAACCAAAAACUUUAAUGGUAAUUAGAUUUUCUCAUACCACAAUAUGGCAAUAUUAGCACCUGAAAGGUGGUUAGCCUAUUUGUUACACAGAAUACAUUUGGUAAUGAAAGAGCCCUUUUUAGACAUAUUUAAGGUAACUUCAGAAGCAAACAUGGUUUGUGGAUUAUGAACACUUAUGCUUGUUUUGCCAGAUCAACAGUAAUCUAUAUGAAAACAAGUCUGUCAAUAAGAAGCUAGUUUCAGACAACACUGGGGAAACUACCUCAAGUCAGCUUGCUGAUGCUGCCGAUUCUGAUUUUCGAAUAAUGCUACCUCCCUGCCGGUUAUCUUUUGUGUUUCAUUAUGUGGAAAUUUGAAGCAAGUAGCCUCCCCAGCUCUACAUAGACCAAAAGAAAAUCACUUGAAUACAUACACUGAUGCAGAAGGCCAUUCAGUACUGUCAGUUACUACCCAGCGCUUGCAUCAAGAAGAAAGGAUGAGAUUUUUGAACUCUCAUACAUCAUAAUUGGUGUGAUUUCAGAGAUGUAAGAUCCCAAAGACGUUCACAAGAAGAGAUUGUUACCCCAAGUUUUAUGUGACUCUAAUGAAAACAAAACAAUGGAUAAAGGAGUUAAUAACACAUACAUUUCAAUAGAAAUUUCUGUAUAUGUAACAUAAUCAUUUAGUCCUCUUUACACUAGCAAGGGUUGAAUUCCUAUACUUGAAUUUUUUUCACCUGCAUUUUCAUGUGUAGCUAUUGAUAAAUUAAGAAUUUUUAAAAUUUCUUGUUUUUUACCACCUUUGGUUGCUCUGUAUUUUCAAUACCCUGUGACAUUCAUGACCUACAUAUCUGCAUACUUCUGAUGUGUUUAUCUGAUUUUCCAUUAAGAAGUAAAUUUCCAUCAAGCAGACAUACUAUACAUACCUAGCACAUUAUUUGGAUAGCUGGAAGUAAAAGUUAUGCCGAUGAAACAAACCAAUUAUUGUUUCCUAGUAAAAUGAUACUUGAUAAAAUUUUACACUGAUUUUUUUUUCUCUUUGAGAUCUAGUUCACAUGAUACUUAUCAGGACACUAGCUAACAGAUCUCAUGUUGAGUUGAUUCAGAAACUGUUGAAUUGUUGCACAGCCCAUGCUCCUAAUUGGUAAUAUUUAUGGAGAAAUCUACAUUUUGUGAAAGAGAAAUAGGUUGGAAUUCCAAUUAAAUAUUUUUGAGCAUCCUCCUUUGUUUUGACUCUAUUAAAAUUAAAAAUACUAUAGUUGAAUAGUAAAUUGGUAUGCUAAAACAAUCAUAAUGGGGGAAAAAAGCUGGCAUAAGAGCACUUAUCUUAAAGUAAAAAUAGUCGGGAAAAUAGAUUCAUCAAAUGCACCUAAUGGAAAUACCCUUAACUGCUUGUAAAACAAAUUCACAAUGACUCUAAAUUAAAAUGUGGUUUAUGAUCUGUAUUUUUAAAAUCCCCAUUAAUCUAAAAAUGUUGACAUUAAUGAAAGAUCUUCAAGAUUCAUGUUUUUUUAUUUUUAUUUUUUAAUAUUAACUUGGUGUGAAAAACUUUUCAUGAUAAUGAGAUAAGCAUAUGAGUGAGUUGGUAAUAUUUAUAUAGAACUCAUAGACUUAAUUUUAGGCAAUAUCUUCAGCUUUUUCUCCACAUGUGUUCAAAUCCAUUGACUGGUUUGCUUACUUUAAAAGAUGACUGACAUUAAAAACUUUAAAGACUGACUUUCUGCAUUACUGUAGAGACCAAAAGGAAGAGGAAAAGUAGUUUCUGGGUUGUCUGAAGAUCAACUCCAAACUAAUCAAUAAUCAUCUCCUGUUAGUGAAAGAGUAAUUGGUUUUUAGAAGUUGUCCAUCAGUUCUGUACCAAAGUGCUGCUGCUUGGGAUGUUUUGGGGAAAUAAGACGCAAAAACCCACAACAGAACUACUAUGCAUGUCAGUUCCAAUUUAGAGAGAGAGAAAAAAGAACUCCAACUCUAAUUUGAUUUUGAGCAAUUCUGAAAAUAUUGACAAGAAUGUCUUUUCCUCUCUAACAAAAAUAUUUGAGAUAUAAUAACAAUAUGUAUGUACUCCCCAGUAUAUUGUAGUACCAAGAUUUAAGAUUUAAUUAGUUCAUGUUUAGUAAUUCAUAAUUAUAACUCACCAUAUAAGUAAUUACUAUGCAUUCCGAAGUAAUACUUUAAACUUAUCUUAUGCGAGAUUUCUGUGCAUCAAUACAUUAGUUAGGAACACGGAAGCACAGUGAAGCAGCAACACUGCACAACAGCUCAUGGAAGCAUUCUUGUGCAGAUGAAUUCUAGACGAGAAGCUUCUCUGAGUCCAUAAAAUAGAUUCGUUGGAUCCCAACUGUAAAUUCAAUUUUGUAAUCAGCAAAUCAGUCUUUCUUAAACCAUCUGAAAAAUAUUGCUAAAUAUCUAAAUUUUCAUCUCUAGACUAGUAGAAAUUAAAUAGUAUUGGUAGCUGCUUCUUUCCUGCUUAGGCAGUAAGAGGAAUCUUUCCUAUUUACCAAUUAACCUGAUUACUUCCUCUUUGCUUUAAAAGGGAAAUCAGUGUUUAAGUUUCACCUGUACACAUACUUCCAUACCCUGACUGCUUUUAUUUACAGCUUGUGUGUUUGCAAUAUUGCAAACUUUGUGGUCUUUGCAAUAAAAUAGGUAGCUAUUAUGGUUUUGCAUAUUCUCAUUUGAAAUAAAGUUAUUAUUGUUCCCUCUUUUUAGAAAAAAAUUAAGUCAGCACUUCUUUAAUGUUUAGGACCUUUAAGUUCUUAUUUGAAUGUCUUGAUUUCAACUCUGUUUUGAUGUUUCUUUCUCUUUAUAGUAUGUCACGCAAAUUUUUCUCAUUUAAUUUGUGUCCCAUUAGAGUAUUUCAAAGGUAAAUGCAAACUAAGAUUUUAAAGAAACAUGUGAAAGAAAAACUUUGAUUUAUAUUAUGAAGUCAAGGAAGACUUAUACAAGAAAAAAACCUCUAGUGGGAUAAUCAAGUCUUUCCAAUUCCAAUAUGAACAGAAGAAGAGCAGAACCAAGUUGGCAAAUUUAUGGUGAGGUAGCAGGACCUAAAUGAGAGUUAUAGAGAAACAUUUUCCAGGAAAAAAUGAAAUCAUUUGGAAUGAUAAAAAUCUUAAACACUGUACCAAAUGCUAUUGAUGUGUUGAAAAAAAUAAAAUUGGAGUUUACCAUAGUAUAAUUUUAUCCUGCUAAUUCCACAGGAAACACUAAACACUUUAACACUCUAGAUAUUUUUGUCUAGCUACACCUUGUCUCAAGGAAACAUGAAUAAUUUAUAACUGUUUCUUGAAUAUAAGUAUUUUUGCCUCAAUUCACUGUCACUCUCUAAUCUGCUUAUUGUACGCCAACACAGUUAAUGCUACUAGUGGCUUUGUACCUUUUAGAGCUUUAUUAUGAAUCUUUCUAAUAAACAUUAAAUUAAUAUUAAAUUGGAAUUAUGUACAUUGUGCAAAAUAAUUCACAACCAAGCAAUAUUCAUAUUACAGGAUAAUUCAUUAUAUAUAUAUAUGAAUAUUACUUUGAGACUGAACAAAUAAUUACACUGUUGAAAAUAUUACUCUCAAGUCCUCUCUUCAGUUAAUAUAGUCAAUUCAUAAAAUUCUGCAGACAGUUGUACACAUGGUGUGUUAUCAAAGUACUUCAUACUCCAAAUGUGUCUAAAAGUAUUCCCAAUGCUUCUUUCAUUCUAGAAUGAUAAAGGAAGGAGCUUGAAAAGAGAGGAAAGUAAAGCCAACUUCCAAGGAUCUAAUUUAGAUCAACAUUGUCAUUCAGAAUGAGUAAUUUCAAAAUGAGAAUGUUCCACUCUGUGAUCUAAGUGAGAGGUUAUUAAAGAUUUACAGUUAGUCAAAUACCAGAGGAUUUUAAAUGUUAAAGGAGUUAAGUUUGUCUCAAUGGCCCAAGACUGCAGAAUUUCACACUACAUUGGCAAGGAAAUAUGUUUAAAAUUCAUACCUAAAGUAGCUUUUUAAAGGUUAAAAAUUACUCUGAUUCAUCUCAAGGUAGACUGACAAAAUGAUCCUGGCUUCAAAAUGAAAUGUAUUGGUUGACCUCAAAAAAUGUUUGGCAAGAUUCAUGAAUGUCAUCAACUCUUUAAUAGUAAGUAGAAGUCUUUGGGGAUAGAACUCAAAAUACAGUGUCCUCUUAUGCUGACCACUGCCUGGUUCUCUAGAGUAUUUUUUAAUGUCUUGAAUUUCAAAUUGUCACAUUCUCUUAUGUUUCGAAUGACAUUAUGAAUCAAGAAAGAUGAGGAAAAAACAUUUAAAGUUGGUUUUCAUGCCUCAUUUGAGAAUAACAUUUCCUUUACCAUCCCAAGUAAUAAAAUAUGAUAUUUCUUGAAACAGCUCUGGACAAUCAGAAUGUGUUCAUUUAUAAACGUCUUUGUAUAUUCUAACUAACACUGAUCUUUGCCUAUGGAAAAAAAAAUCAAGAAUUGUAGAGGAAAUCAGCUUGAUUUCCCUUCAUUUGGCUUCUGUGAAUGCACUGGAAAGUAGAAGGAUAAUUUGGAAAAGUUUAUCCACACUGUUUUCCCACUUGCCAAGCAUUAAAUCUAAUUCAAGAAAUAUCUUUUAAAAAGAUGAUAGUUUAUUUUAAAAACUAACAACUAAUUACACUAUUUCUCAUUGAUAAGAAAAAUCACUUUUUAGCAACAAGAAUAUAGCUAUUGCAGGCUUUGGUCUCUUACCAUUCUCAUAUUUACCCAUGGCAUUAAUAUUAUCGUAUACACCUACCAGCUUUCAAUUAUUGGAUUUUUUCUCUUGUACAACCUUUCCAACCUUUUUUUUCUUAAGUGCUCUGUACAAUCACAUGUAAAGUCAUGAGCUACAAACCUCAAUAAAAAAUGUCAGUAAACAAUAA
Equus caballus (horse) is the source of this 13738-nucleotide messenger RNA. NCBI's taxonomy places the organism in Eukaryota, Metazoa, Chordata, Mammalia, Perissodactyla, Equidae. The record is from RefSeq and is a predicted model, not a curated record.